CAUUCCUCACUUGGAGUUCAAACGGCGUACUAGGGCUGUAUCUACGUAUGUAGGGACGUACAGGGAAGAGUCAGCCCCAGCUAGCUCUCCAUCGGUGAUUCAACAUUGGAGAGCUCGGGCUGUCUCCAGGAUGACUGCAUUCCAAAGCUUGUGCUGGGCGUGGAUGGCGAGAACGGCGAGCCCUUCUGCUUCUCCUGUUCUUCUCCUAGGCCCUUGGAAGUCCUAGCAACAUCACUCAGCCAGCCAGACCACUCUCGUUGGCAGGCGAAUGAUCUGGCAAUCGCCGUUUUUCCUGUUCAGAGAGAGACAAACUGUCAAAGAGAGCAGAUCUCGGUGGUGAAAUUCUCGGUGAGCAAUGGUGUUGCCGGCUUUCUAAAUAUUAAAUACUUCGAUUUCCUGGUUAUUGGACUUGCGCUCUGACCGAUCGCUACCAUGACUCAAUUCACUCAAGACAGUCUCAGCCUCUUGUGUACCGAGGUUUUGGACAUUGGCGAGCUGACCAAGACACCCGAGUCCAAAAGCCACGCCGCCACCUUCAGUGAGCCGAUGAUGGCGGAAGAACGUUUCCGUGACAACUAUCCGGAAUUGCCGCCCACGGUCAAGGCCUUUCCAGACAAUUCUCAAGUGAAGGAUCAUCGCAUCCUGCAGAACCUCCUGCGCAAUGAGGACAAAUACCUACCCUGUGUGCCUGAUUACAUGACCUCGGUUCAACAGCUGAGUGUGACAUCCUCCAUGAGGAAGAUCGUCGCCGAAUGGAUGUUGGAGGUCAUCCAUGAGCAACAGAGUCAACCCGAGGUGUUCUGUCUAGCCAUGAAUAUGCUGGACCGCUUCUUGGCCUUGUGCCCGGUCAUGAAGUCGCAACUCCAACUUUUGGGCUCCGUGUGCCUUCUGAUUAGUUCAAAGAUCCGAGAACCUUGCCCGAUCCCAGGCCAGACCAUCAUAGUCUACACUGACUACAGUAUUACCCAAGACGAGAUCAAGGAAUGGGAGCUCUUGGUAUUGUACAAGCUGCAAUGGGAGCUGACUGCCAUCACCUCGAUGGACUAUCUUGAUCACACCAUCCCUCGUUUGGGACUAAAUAUCACUGAUGACGAGCAAGAGGAGCUCCGAAGACGAUCAGAAACUAUUCUUGCACUUUGUGCCACCGACUACCAAUUCUCGUACCACUCGGCCAGCCUUUUAGCCGCCUCCAGUUUGUUGCUGGCUGUGAAAUGUCUUUCAAAGUUCCAAGAUCAAGCCCUGGCUCUCCGUGAGAUCCAAUUGAGGCUGCAAACAGCCACCCACACAGCUACAAACCAUCUCAAUCAAUGCAUUAAAGACUUGGCAUCUAUAUUACCCGACUACCUGAAACCACCUCAAAUUGAAAUUGUCCAAACGCCGGAUUCCACAUCAUGCAAACCCGGCCUUCGCCGAAGUCACUCGUUUCCAAUGACGAUGGAAGCCGAAUACAAACCGGAUUCCACUACCCGCUUGGGCCCGGAAAGCUCCCCCGAACCUGAUCUCUUUUGCAAGGAAUACAUGUCCAAUGACAGUGCUCUUGGUGAGGAGUACGAUCACCCCGAUGGCGAUUGUUUGCCCACUGGAUCGCCCUCCUCCCGAUCCUCUUCGCCACUCUCAGCCGUAGAUAUCUUCACGGAUUACAAUACCCAUGUCCUUCAGGCUGUCUUUGAUCAAGCAGAGAAUAUGGAUUCGCACUGCUCGAUCCUCGUGAGCUGAUUCUGAUCUCAAUAUUUACGAAUCAAAAAUAUCCAUACAUGCAGUUCAAAAAAUCUUUCAACUCGAAAACCAUUACGCUUCUCUCAUCUCUUAAGGAUGGUGAUAUUUAUGAAAACAGAACCUGAUUAUAUAUCUGUAGAACACUACAUGCUUCGGUGAAAUGAUGACAAUAAAUCGACCGCAAGGCUUCAAUUUAA
Tigriopus californicus is the source of this 1913-nucleotide messenger RNA. RefSeq names its product G1/S-specific cyclin-D2-like. Gene Ontology annotation, biological process: regulation of cyclin-dependent protein serine/threonine kinase activity; mitotic cell cycle phase transition; positive regulation of G1/S transition of mitotic cell cycle. The record is from RefSeq and is a predicted model, not a curated record. Gene Ontology annotation, molecular function: cyclin-dependent protein serine/threonine kinase regulator activity. Bases 433 to 1716 code for a protein of 427 amino acids. Lineage: Eukaryota; Metazoa; Arthropoda; Copepoda; Harpacticoida; Harpacticidae. The transcript has 3 exons. Gene Ontology annotation, cellular component: cyclin-dependent protein kinase holoenzyme complex; nucleus; cytoplasm.